UACAGAAAUAAACUCAAGCAAUUCUAUUCAAUGAAGCUUAAAAUAACAUUACGCACAUGUAAGUAAACUCGGGGCUACUUAGUGAGCUAUCUAUGUCUGAAACUGACGUACACAGGAGCACGAAAUCGAUAUGCGACACACACUAGCGCCUAUAAUGAAACCAAUGGCGCAUGCUCCGAGGGCCGUACCAUGACACCUUUUAUCGGCGCUCCACCUCACUCUGGCAUCGCUGCUGUCCUACCAUCGAUUACGUUUUGAACAUCCGUGCAAUAUUAUAGUACAGGGUGGCCAGCCCCGGCGCUUCCUUUCGCGACUUCCCCAGUAAACAUAGCAUCAGCUGGUCGAAUAUGCGGUGUCGAACAUUCUGAAGAUAUGUACAAAAUAUAUUUUAAUUCUCGAUCUUUUUCCAAUGAUUUUGCUAUAUGUUUCAUUAACUUAUUCACUUAGUUCCUCAGUGUAAUACCUUCAUGGUCACUACAUUGUGUGUUUGCCCGCAGUGUGACUGCGUCGAAGUAAUGUCAAAUCAUUAACUAGUGUUUGGUGCAGUAAGAUAUGCAUUUAUUGUCAAAUGUUGUGCUCCCCGCGCUGGACAGAUGAGUGCUAUCCUAAAUUCCCUCAGGAACUUGGCCGGUUCUUCGCGGGCCAAUUCAGCUGGGGACUCGAACGCGCGGUUUGGUUUAGCACCGAGUGGCAGCGAGGGCCCCGGCGAAGGGGGGUUUUCAGAAUGGCUGCACGCGAUGAAACUGGUCGCCCGACUUCCAGCUGGAGUUCCACAACACUUUCGGAGAAAGCUGUGGCUAACACUAUCAGAGCGAUACCUAUCAUCGCGCGGCGUACAGUGGCCGGCGGCAGAGCGCGCCUGUUUCCGCGGCACAGCCCAGCCCGAUGAUACUGAACUAGGCGCGCAGAUCCUCAAGGAUUUACAUCGCACCGGUUGCUCACUUUUCUGUGGAACUGAAGGUCGAGAAAAUCAAGCAAUGCUUAGAAGAGUUUUAUUAGCAUACGCUAGGUGGAAUAAGGACGUAGGAUAUUGUCAAGGCUUCAAUAUGUUAGCAGCUAUUAUUUUAGAAGUAAUGGAAAAAUCUGAAUCCGACGCUUUAAAGGUUAUGAUAUAUUUAGUAGAAGCAGUGUUGCCGGAAGGCUAUUUCGCGGAUGACCUGCGAGGUCUGUCAGCGGACAUGGCCGCCUUCCGCGACUUGCUAAGACUGCGCCUGCCGAGACUUGCACAUCACAUGGAUUAUCUACAGAAAAUAUCAGAUGGUGGUGGCAUAGAACCGCCACUGCCGGAUGUAUUCACAAUGCAGUGGUUCCUUACGCUGUACGCGACGUGGUUGCCGCGAGAGUCACUACUGAGGAUCUGGGACCUGAUCCUGUUGGACGGCAACGAGGUACUGCUGCUCACUGCACUAGCCAUAUGGGACAUGCUACAAGAUCGCAUCCUAUCGGCUCGUUCGGCGGACGAAUUCUACAGCUGUAUGGGUGGCGGCGUGGGCGCGGUUUGGGCGGCGGGUGAGGCACUGGUGGCGCGCGUGGUGGCGCUUGGGCCCGCGCCCGAGCUUCCGCGCCUGCGCAGUCUGCACCGGUACCGGGUAGCACCUCCCGCGCCGCCCGCUCCUACCUCCGCACCAAUUUACCACCCACCUUUACAAUCAGCGGUGCAAUCGAUGACGAAACGUGGCUUACGAUUGUUUUAUUCGGAAGAUGAAGGCGAUUCCAGUGACGAUGGAAAUAAAAUGGCCUUAGCAACGGUGAUACCGCGGCGUGAGGAGAGGUCGGGCGCCGGCGACCGCCUGUCCCUGGACAUCGGAGCGCUAAAACGUCAGUAUGCCAGGCUUCGAGAGCGGCAAAGGCAAGCUCACGUCAUUUUAGCGGCCGCUUGUGCUCGGCAAGCUGCAGUUGGCGUUCCCACGUCACCGACGUCGCUCACAGUGAAUAACCUUUUAUUAGGAAAAAGUGCUAUUGUAAGUUCGAGAGGUCGCAGACUUGGUCCCCCGCCCGGUGCUAUACCUCCGUCGCGGGCUUCAUCGCUAAACCAUGAGAAAUCCGAUGCAAAACCACGUGCUGUGACCAAUGAUACAAUCAGUUGGAAAGAAGAAAAAAGCAGACAAUCUAUCAACAGACGCAACUCACUAAAAUGGAAAGACAUUAAAAAAGAAAAAACAACACAUAAAAGUAGAAAAGCAUCUAUAGAUUUCGAUGAAGGCGGUGAUGGAGUUAUAGUGUCUGAAAUAGAAGCGAGCGAAAUGAUUGCUACUUUGCGGUCGAGAAGUUCCAGCGAGUCGUCUACUUACUCAUCUCAUUCAGCCUCAAGUACAGACACCAGUUUAUGUGAUGAAAACGAAAGAGUCAGUGAAUCUGAUCAAAGUGAUGAUUCAAAAGGUAAAAUAAGUGCAACCGUAAUACAUAGAGUACAAAAAACUACGUCUAACCCGGUAGCAAAACAAGAAGCUCACACACAAACUACAGCCCAGGAUGCCAAAUAUCCCACUUCGACGACACCUGUAAAAAGUAUUAAUGAUUACCUUGAUUCCGAUGCGGGCAAACCACUUCGUACUUAUAUUGAUGGAUUUGAAACAAAAUCAAAAAGUGCCCCUAGUUGUGAAAAUUUUAGUAAUAAGCUUACUACCACUUUUAGUCCUGCAAUAACAUUAUCGUCCCAUAAUAGUUCGGAAAGAAAUGAUGUAUUGCAAAGAUUAACAAAAACGAGUUACUGUGAAAAUUCGACAAGUCAAGAAUUUAUAAAGCCAACAAAUUUAUCAAAAAGUAAAAACUUUACGGAACUAAGCCCAAUCGACAUAUCGCCAUGCAACUGCGAUUUCGAAUGUAUAUCCCCUUAUGGUUAUCAUUUUGAAUCCAAUUUUAAUAGUUCGACAAUUGAGUUAAACUCGAGGCAACCUGAUAUAAUCGACAGCUUGACAAUGUACCCUAAUUUUGUACCAGAUAUAGAUUUAUCAGAUAAAAAUAUAUCGGAUUUUGAUAGUCCUCCGCAUAGCCCUGGCGAAGAAAGUAUUAUUGUAAGCGAAGAUGAACCACCAAUACCGCUCAAAAUUGACAAAUACUUUGAACAUAGUCCUGAGUUUUUUGGAGCACGAGUAACCGAUCCUAAUAAUUCAGAUAUUCCUAACCGUCGAGCCACAAAACGGCAAUUACGACAACCUAAAAAACCAGAUUCAUUAACUCUUCAAACAAAUCAUAACGAGAAGACUUUAAAAGAUGACGUCGAAAGGGCUUCAUCUUUACCACAAAGUCAAAGUUUCCGAAAAAACGAGACACCUAGUCCAAUUUUAACCCCAGAAGUAAAAAACAAAAUCAGUGUUGAAAAUGCAAAUAUGAAUAAAAAAAUCACCUUCACUGACAAAACUCCAGAGAAACCAGAAGAAAAAUCUUUAAAAGCGACCGAUGUGAUUUCCCCAAAAGAAAACUUUGUAAGAUGUGGUAGAAAAAACAGCGAAAGAGCUCUACAAAUAAUUCAAGAAAAUUCUCAAAUAUUAAGUCGUAUUUUAACAAAACAAAAUAUAAGUGCUAGUCAAAACCAGACUAAUAAAAACAAGCAGGAAUCAGAAUUAAUAAACAAGCAGGAAAAUUUAAAUCCAGUCAUUAAUGAAAAAGUCACAGAUAAUAAGCAGAUUGAAUCUCCAUUACUAAAAGAAUCAACAUCGGAUUCUUUAAUCGGAUGCAUAAAAAGACACCCUAAGAUAGAAAGUACUGAAAGAAAUGAUUUCCAGAGAGUUAGACCAAUUUCGAUAGAUGACCCUUUUUCAUUAGAAUUGCGAAAUGUUUUAAGUAGAAAUGAAGAACUAACUGUUAAAAGUAACAGAACCCCCAGUAGUGAAUGUCUUGGUAAUAAAACUGAUUUAUACGGUUGGGAGAAUAAAGGAUUUUUGGCUAAGUGUGAGUUUAAAAGCUUCUCCGAAAAACCUGAAUGUAAUUAUGAUACCUUUCGAACAAAACAAGGUAAUUCACCAAUUAAAAAUACCUUUUCCCAGGAUUUAAAAACAGAGGAUUCUCGGUGGACGCGGCAUUCCUUUUCUGGAGACACAAAGACGUCAGUUACGUUGCCUUCGUCAAGCUCUAAGGAUAUGUCUCCUUACGAACGUCGAUUUACUUCUGAUGACUACAAUUACACUUUUUCAAGUAAAUACAGUGACCUUCUAAGUAGAGCUAGUGACAUUUGUAGCAAAACAGAUGAUAAAGUUUCAAAACCAAGUGAAAACAUAAUAAAAAGUGAUAACAGUCAAGUAACUGAUUUUUCUCAUGUCGUCACUUCCUCAAUUAGUUUCACAUGUGAACCUUCAAUAGAUGAUGAAUCACCAAUAGGAGCUAAAAGCAAUUCAAGCGAUACAUUAUGCCAGAUAACAUCAUUAGACCAGAUAUCUACACCAAUAUCUCCCAAAAUAUUUCCAAAUCGAGAAACACCAACUCAUCAAAAUGAUUACACUGAAAAAAGUGAAAAGUUCAGAAUGGAUUCAGAUGACACUUGUAGUGCAAUUACAUCCCUAGUCGAGACUGAAACGUUAUCAUCCCUGUCAUAUCCGCGUAGUCCGUCGACUGGCUCGUAUCAUCCAUUUCCUACAAGGCAUUCAACCAGGUUACCUAAGGAAUUAGGAGUAAGAUUAGGUAUGUAUCCUAGGGAAACUAUUGGUUCUCCGCAAAAAUAA
Papilio machaon (common yellow swallowtail) is the source of this 4658-nucleotide messenger RNA. RefSeq lists its product as uncharacterized. Gene Ontology annotation, cellular component: endoplasmic reticulum. Bases 594 to 4658 code for a protein of 1354 amino acids. The record is from RefSeq and is a predicted model, not a curated record. The transcript has 11 exons. Lineage: Eukaryota; Metazoa; Arthropoda; Insecta; Lepidoptera; Papilionidae.